GUAGUCUGAUUUGGGGCUGAGGGAGGGUGUACAACGCUUUGGGGAAAGCACACACGUGGUAUAGAGUUAGGCACAGUCUGUGAAUAAGGAGGGGAAAAGACUGCAGUGUGUGUUGACAGUCAACCGGAAGUUGGGGAGGUGAAGAUGGUAAACAAGGCGGGGUCGGGCAGACAGCUGAUAUAUCUGUCGUCUGUUCACAGUUGCUAGCUGGAGUCGUCGCCAUACCAGGAUACACACACGUCGCUUCCCCGCAAGAGCAGACUAACAAGAGAUGACAGGGCUAUCCGCCGUUGCCUUGUUGAUGAUAGGGGCGGUGUCAGUGACCUUUUCUGCCUACCUGCCGGACUAUUCACCAGGCAUUCGUGCAAGGCCCUGUAGAGAUCCAGUAAGUGGACAAACAUAUCAGGUGGGUGAGGUGUUCAAACCCCGCGAUCGCUGUGAAAGCUGGACGUGCAUUUCCUUCCGCAAUAAAACUAUGGUUGAAGUCGCCGGGUGUCCUCAGUAUAAGCGUGUUGGUUGUGAAUCGACACUUGUGAGAUUGGAGGUUGAUCGCGCCCUGUCAUUCCCAGAGUGCUGUCCUGAGUUUAUGUGUGGACCAGACUCUCAUUGACCGGACGGGAAGUGUCACCACUCUCGAAAGAACUUCAUCUCUUUCCCCAACACCCAUACAUCUACCCUUUUCAUCGAGAAUAAUAUCAUUAAUUUUUUUAUAUUUAUUUAUUUAUAUUAUUUUUUAUAUUUAUUUUUUAUAUAAUUUAUAUCAUUAAUGUUUGUCGCUUUGGGUUGUGCCUGUGGAUUUUCCUGCGUGCGCGUGAUUAUGCAUGGUGUGUGUGUGUGUCCUAGAGAGGGCUCAAAAGAAAUUGUACCUCUUUUAAAACAGGUUUAAGAAACUAAUAAAAUAAUACUAAUAAAAACAAACAAUUUUUCAGUUUUUAUGGUGACUGAUCAUGGUGAAAGCGGCGAUGAAGAUAGCGAGUAAAUGUUUUGUAUCGAUGCCCAGUCCACUCGUGCGUGCAUCGUCUAUUUAGGCUUUCUAGUAUGCGUUCACUACGGUAUGGAAAUGUUAUGCAGGAGUGGACAUUUUGUCACAACCCAACCGAAUUUACCAAUAAUCCUGGGCUGUGCAAACAUUAGCCUAUGGUGUGAGGAGUCGAGGCGGAAGUGGGGGUGUACGCUAUUGUUGCUGGGGGAAAUUCGUCUGAGAAAAUGUAAAGGGAGCGCUGGAAAGUGCAUUUCUCUUGACAAGUUAGUAAACUGAAUCAAUGGGGUUGCUUCUCCCUGCACAAUCACCUGUAAAGGCGAGCCCAGUGUUUGUAUAGGGAGUUACUCACUGCUAGACUCUCAACUGACGUGUCCAUGCUGGAUGGGUAGCGGUCAACCAGUGCUCCCAAAAAUGUCCAUGUGUAAUUGCGUAAUGUGAUUUGUGAAGACAUGCUAACCCCUGUAGGGGAGCGGUCUAGCAGUGUAGCGCUAAAACCCUCGUUUUCCAAAAUUGUCCUGGAUUCAGAUCUCACCUCAGGACACACGUAUUUCUAGCUAAAACCGGAUCGUUUGUCCUCACUGCUGUCAGGAUCUUGGCUGGGUUCAGGUCUUAUCAUGGCAUCAAUUUUUCUCUGAAUCUGAAGCCUGUUUUUCUUUUUCUAAGGCUGCCGUCGAGAGGAGAGGAGAAUUCCAGU
Molecule: messenger RNA, 1676 nt
Organism: Pomacea canaliculata
Lineage: Eukaryota; Metazoa; Mollusca; Gastropoda; Architaenioglossa; Ampullariidae
Exons: 3
Coding region: 272-610 (112 amino acids)
Source: RefSeq, a predicted model, not a curated record